AGAAAUCCUAGCACCUACACAGCAAGAUUCGUGCUAAAACUUAUAAGCAAAAUAACUCUGCUAAAAAACACUAGAAGAGAAAUUACAAGCGCAUACUACGAGCUAAAACUUAGACAUAGAUAUAAUAAAGUAUACCUACACAAUAUUCAA
Molecule: messenger RNA, 150 nt
Organism: Didymella exigua CBS 183.55
Lineage: Eukaryota; Fungi; Ascomycota; Dothideomycetes; Pleosporales; Didymellaceae
Exons: 1
Source: RefSeq, a predicted model, not a curated record